UGGCAGCUGAAUACAUUCAUGGCGCAACCCUGCAGCAAGUGCUUCACACAGACAGCUGCUUGGUGAAGCUUGAAGGGGAUGAUGCCGGUUUCAUAUCACUGGACUUAUCCAUGGCAGUAGAGUACAUCCAUGCACAGAGAAUCAUUCACCAGGAUAUAAAGCCAGCAAAUGUCAUGGUUCACCACCCUUCUAAGAAGGCAGUCCUGACAGACUGGGGCAUGGCAAACAUAAGAGACACUGUGAUGCUUCGUCAAGGGAGUAAGUUCACUGCCCAGGUUAUUGGUCCAGCUGGUGGCACAUAUCUUUACAUGGCUCCUGAAUGCAUACUGAUGUUUGAAGAGGCCUCGUUCCAGACAGACAUGUGGUCCCUCGGAGCCACAUAUCUGGAGAUCCUGACGGGUCCGCUCCGUGGACUGUUAAAAAACAAAGAGAACUGGCUGCACUAA
Molecule: messenger RNA, 446 nt
Organism: Oreochromis niloticus (Nile tilapia)
Lineage: Eukaryota; Metazoa; Chordata; Actinopteri; Cichliformes; Cichlidae
Product: casein kinase II subunit alpha-like
Exons: 3
Coding region: 111-446 (111 amino acids)
Biological process (GO): signal transduction; protein phosphorylation
Molecular function (GO): ATP binding; protein kinase activity
Source: RefSeq, a predicted model, not a curated record